Micropterus dolomieu (smallmouth bass) is the source of this 1458-nucleotide messenger RNA. RefSeq lists its product as uncharacterized. The transcript has 2 exons. The record is from RefSeq and is a predicted model, not a curated record. NCBI's taxonomy places the organism in Eukaryota, Metazoa, Chordata, Actinopteri, Centrarchiformes, Centrarchidae. Bases 106 to 945 code for a protein of 279 amino acids.
CGUGCAGUCGCAUCUCACUGAGCCCCUCGAGAAGUCCCGAUGUUAUAGUUAUUUAAAAAGACAUAUCCACUAUUAACUGCCAUUUGUCCAGUUCUCAGCACGAAAAUGAAGAAACAUAACAGCGGAAAGCCUCCGGCGCAAAAAAAUCUCCCAUUUGAAAGCUGUGUACACGACUAUGCAGAUAUGGCUAACGCUAGCAAGAACAAACGAGGGCCGACAACUCCAGCGGAAACCCCCGAUAAAACACACCUGGAGAAGAAAACGAAAGGUUUGUCUCAAGAAGAAACAAACACAGAAACCAUACUGAAUGCUAUCAACUCUCUCGGUCAACGUGUAGACGACCGCAUGGAAGAAUUUAGCACGCAGUUGCAACAGCACAGCUCCAUGCUAGCUUCUAUUGCUAAAUCGGUGCAGUUCAAUGCAGAAGAGCUAAAAGAGUGUAAAACGAAAAUAAAACACCUGGAAAAGAAAGUGGAGACACUGACUAAAGAAAAUGAAGACAUGAGGGGUCGAGUACUGAAUAAUGACAGAUACAAAAGACGGUGGUGCUUGCGCAUCAAAGGGAAAAAAGAAACGGAUAAUGAAAACAUAAGAGAGGAGGUGGUGGAGCUUCUUCGCAGGAUUGCACCGGACCUGGCGGUAAAGUUGGAUGAAGCAGUCGACGUUGUCCACAGAGUGGGAAGAAGGAUGGACAACCGGCAACGACAAAUAAUCAUUUUAUUUGUGCGACGAGCAGUGAGAGAUGACAUCUGGAGGCGAACAAAAACUUCUCCAAUCUGCAAAGAAGAGGGGAUUCGUUUUACUGAAGAUCUGACUCAAGAGGACUGGCGUUCCAGACAGGCUCUCUGGCCCAAAAUCGACCAGGCUAGAAAGGAAGGAAAGGCUGCAGGCUUCAGGGGCCCGUUUGGAUUCAUCGAAGGCAAGCGUAUUAUAGAGGAGAUUUAAGUUAUGGGAUGAAACUAGUGCUUAAAAUGAAUACAUAGUGGAUCAGUUCGGGUGAUGGGACUUCUACCUCAAAGUUUUUACUCCACCUCCCUACUUUUUUCAUUUUUUUCUCUUCACAAAAAGUUCAUUUGUUCAUGUGUUCUAUAUUUCAGUUAAAUACUGACCUUUCUUUUAUAUCCUUUAAUACAAGGGGACUUAAAGACUCAGUUAAGCGAAAAGCUGUCUUUUUGUUUUGCAAAGGGCAACAAGCACAUUGCACCUUUCUUCAAGAGACUCACUCUGAUAUAUCUGAUGUUAAGUUUUGGUCACAACAAUGGGGAGAUAAAAUUCUCUUCAGUCAUGGGACAAAUCGGUCGGCUGGAGUUGCCAUAUGUUUCAACAGAUGCCCUGGUAAGAUUCUGGGUGGAAAAGCAGACAAGGAGGGACAUUGGGUAGCCUGUGUUUUGGAAAUUGAUGCUAAUCUUGUUAUUCUGAUUAACAUAUAUGGUUAUAACAACGAUACCAAAAAUAGAA